Molecule: messenger RNA, 1511 nt
Organism: Electrophorus electricus (electric eel)
Lineage: Eukaryota; Metazoa; Chordata; Actinopteri; Gymnotiformes; Gymnotidae
Product: large ribosomal subunit protein mL38-like
Cellular component (GO): mitochondrial large ribosomal subunit
Source: RefSeq, a predicted model, not a curated record
CGUACUCACGUCACUCUUUUUUGUAUUCCAAAAUGGCGUUAGGCAGGGUGGUGAGACGCGUGUUGCGUAUCGGGACAGCUUUGAGGGUCAAAACCAGUGCAAGGCUUUUUAAAACAGAAGCACAUUUAGGUGUAUUAUGUCGACGGGCUGCACCUCUGGGUCCAAUGCCCAACGCAGGCAUAGACUUGGAGAACCUGGAGUCGCUGGAGAAAUAUCGCAGCUACACACGUUAUGUCCAAGUGGCAGAGAAGACUAAUAAUAAAGAGGUUUGGUGGAAGACGUACAGGAAAUACACAGAGACAGAACAUGACCAUGGUACAUGCGACAUCUAUAUUGGUCUUAAGGAUGAGGCAGAUUUUGAGCCAGUGAACAUCGGGCUGCCUCACUGUCGGCCUUCCAGAAAAGUGGAAGUUAAAGAGAGGAUAAGGGUGACGAAGCAAAACAAAAACAACUCCGACCUGGAGAGGGCUACCCGCCUGCGCACCUUUCGCAUUCCCUUGGACAGAGUGAAGGCAGAAUGGGAGAAAACAAACGGGCCACAUCACAUUCAGAGGCUGGCAGAACACUACGGAAUCUACCAGGAUCUUUUCCCCAUGGCUUACUUUGUGCCAAGAGUCAUGCUGAGGGUGGCAUAUGGAGAUGACAGUAGUGCCAUGGUGCAUUAUGGCAACCAUUUAUCACCUAGUCAGGCAUCGUUAGCACCUCACGUAAGCUUUGAGGCAGAAGAGAAUUCUCUCUGGACAUUGCUCCUGACAAGCCCAGAUGAGCAUUUACAGGAUAGUGAGCAAGAAUAUGUUCAUUGGCUAGUAGGAAAUAUUCCAGGAAAUGCGGUACAUUCUGGACAGGAAGUGUGUCAAUACAUUGCACCAUUUCCCACCAAGGGAACUGGUUACCACAGAUACAUCUUCCUCCUGUUUAAGCAGGAAGUACUUGUUGACUUCAGCAGUGAUCUCCUGCCUUCUCCCUGUUACAGUCUAAAGAAGCGAAGCUUUAAGACACUGGAAUUCUACAGGAAACAUGAAGACCUGAUCACCCCUGCUGGACUGGCUUUCUUUCAGAGCCAGUGGGACAGCUCUGUCAGUGACGCCUUUCUCACACGGUUCAAUAUGAGGGAGCCAGUGUUUGAAUAUGAUAGACCUCCUGUGUACCACCCACCGCAGAAAAAAUACCCUCACGGACAGCCACUCAGAUAUUUGGAUCGCUACAGGGGAGGAAAAGAACAUACCUAUGGCAUUUACUAAACAUGAACACACAUUUGUAAAAAUGUUUUGUUGUAAAUAUAAAUCUGAUCCAGUGAAAUUCUCAGUGUAUGUGAUUUCAUAAUGCAGAUACAUACAGCAAUAUGUGGUAAUUAGAUGUGAAGGUUUACAAUCUCUGCAAAAACCUAAGCAAACACGACAGCUAUCUCUCGCGUGCAUGCAUAGCGUUAAGGCUUGAUCUACGCUUCAGAAGAAUACUGUUUUUUUUUUCCUGCAUGUCUUGUUGCUCUAUAAAGCAAAACUUAUUUUAGA